Messenger RNA from Bactrocera neohumeralis, 1238 nucleotides. RefSeq lists its product as uncharacterized. The record is from RefSeq and is a predicted model, not a curated record. NCBI's taxonomy places the organism in Eukaryota, Metazoa, Arthropoda, Insecta, Diptera, Tephritidae. Bases 462 to 1067 code for a protein of 201 amino acids. The transcript is spliced from 4 exons.
UCACACGUGUGACAAGUACUUCGCCACUGUACCCGCCUACCUAAUGGCAACGGCUCUUAAGUAGCCCUGUCUGGAAGUGUGUCAGAUCAUUCAACUUUAGCACUUUCACUGCAUCUGUAGCCCUGACGCUACGUAUAGCCGCUAAUCACUCAACAAUGCGAAACGACAAAUGGCAUGCACCAAGCGGACUAAAAUAAAUAAAAUUAGCCGUCUUGAUGUCGUGGCAAAUACAAUGGGAAUACUUUAAUUCAGUGCAAUUGCAAACGCCAAAGCGUUAGCAACGCGUCAAAUGCAAGAAAUAUUUCAAAAAAAUUGAAUGGAAUAAAAUUAAAAUUUUAUACAAAAUUAAAGUGGAUUUUCUCAAAUCACUUUUUGAGAUACGUUCGUAUACUUUUGCGCCGGACUUUGAAGAAAGUGCAGUAACACCAGCGCCACUAACACUACCAUCGUGCCCGUCCACUAUGAAGCGUUUUAAUUGUUUCAGUUUACGUUCAUUUGGCAUUGUUGUUGCCGGCUUUGAUAUAAUCGUAGCGUUGUGCACGCUAGCACUGUGCUCCUACUAUCUUUGGACCGACUAUGUGCAUGUGUCAUAUUGGCCACAGGACGAUGUAAAAAUAUUGAAUCCGCUAAGUAAUCUCAUUGCAAUUGUUGUUGAUUAUGUACUCGUACAUAACUUCUCCAAUGCUUUCUAUAUGGUUCUGGCAGUUACUAUUUGGGUAAAAUCUUUGAUAAAUUUAGUUGUUGCUUCCAUACUCAUAGAUGGUAUUAGAAAGCAACGUCUUGUUUGCAUUGCUCCCUGGCUCAUUAACACCACGAUUUCGAUUGGCAUUGAGAUAGCCGUAUUUGUAUUCAUCGAAAUUAAAAUGAAUGAAUUCGAAGAGGAAAUAGCAUUGGACCGGCGCAUAAUACACAGUGUGAUUUUUGGCGUAUUUAUGGUUUUCAAUGCGCUUUCUUUAUUCGGCAUCUUUGCUCUAUACAAAAUGCUCAAGGCAACGGUCAAUGAGAAUCGUACGUUACAGGAGAGUAUUGUGGAAGCAGCUGGACUUUAUCAGCAUGUUAAAGUUUAAAUUUAGCGUGAAUCCAUGGCGUAUUUUUGCCGCAUUUUGGUAGCACCAUAAAACAACAAUUUGGUUAUGGGCCUUUUGUUUAUUGAAUAAUGCAUUUAUUUAGCAAAAAAAAUUUAAAAAUUGUAAUAUAAAAUAUGUAAAACUGCCAAAAUAAAUAGAACAGAGCUCUUA